Cannabis sativa is the source of this 2527-nucleotide messenger RNA. Its product is annotated as COP1-interactive protein 1-like. The transcript has 3 exons. The record is from RefSeq and is a predicted model, not a curated record. Gene Ontology annotation, molecular function: actin binding. Bases 445 to 2217 code for a protein of 590 amino acids. NCBI's taxonomy places the organism in Eukaryota, Viridiplantae, Streptophyta, Magnoliopsida, Rosales, Cannabaceae.
AAGAACAAGAAAAGAAAAAAAAGGCGGGAAUAUCCCACGUGGCGUCAGAGAUGAGAGGCUCCAAUAAUUGUCCUCGGAAUUUAUAACUAUUAUUUUAUUUUUUAUUUUUAUUUUUAAUUUUUUUUUUCUAAAAAAAUUGGGGCCUGAAUUUAACAUCACGAGAAAUUGAUAUUUUUGUAAUUUGAUUAAAAUCCAAGGACAUUUUUAUCUAAAUAAGCUCCAAGAUUUAGAUUCACCUGGGAAAGACAAAAACCAAUCUCACCAAAAUAAAUUAUUAAAAAGAGAAAAAAAGAAAAUGCUGUAAUUUUCUUCUCAAUAAUAAAAAAAAAAAUGGGGAAAUUCUUCUUCAAUUAAUUCACAGGUGACCGAGCUAUCGAAAAUAUUCAAAGUAGAGAUAUACUUAACAAGUUCAGAGAAAUAACAAAGUCAUUUGGGAAUCAAGAAAUGGAUUCUGAAAAAUUAGAACAGCUGAAAAUGACUAAAGCAGAGAUUGAGAAGAAAGUGACAACAAUCUUGAGGCUACUCAAGAAUGAAGGGCAAGGAAAGAGAAAGAAAGCCAAAAAAGAGACAGAACUACUUGGAUUGGUUGAGAAUUUUUACAAGGAUUACCAAUCACUCUAUGAAUUGUAUGAUAAUCUUAUUAUAUCACAACCAAGAACAAGAGUAAUUCAUGGAAGAAAAAAACACAAGGAAUGUUCUUCUAAUUCUAGCUCAGAUUCCGAGUACUAUUCGUCUGAGGAAAUCCACACAAACAAAGGCGAAAAAUUUGUAUUUGAAGCUGUGAAUCUUGAAGUUCUUGAGAUGAAGAACAAAUUGGCUUCAUUGAGUGAAGAAAAUGACAAUUUGAGAUCAGAAUGUGAAGCUAAUUUGACUAAGUUACAAAAAAUCGAGGUCGAGUUGGAUGAGAAAGACAGAGGAAUUUUAGAGCAAAUUAAGUUUAAUGAAGAGUUGAGAUUGGAAUUGGAUAAUAAAGAAGGCGAAAACUCUCUUCUCAUGAGGAAAAUCAAGGAGAAUGAGGAGAGUUUCGAGUUGAAAAUCGAAGAGAUGAGGGCGCAGAUUAAUUGUUUGAGUUCUCAAAAAGGUGAAUUGGAAGAAAUUUUAGUAUGUGAAAGAGAAAAAGGUGUAGCUCAAGUAAAGGACUUAGUGAAACAGAUCAAUUUUAUGAAAAAUGAAGUUGAGUCAAUUAGAGGUGAAGUUUUGGAUAAAAUGGUUAAGAUUGAGUCUUUGAAUGAAGAGUUAUUGGCUAGAAAGGUGUUAGUUGAGAAGAAAAUGGUUGAAGAUCAAAAGGGUCAAGAUGAUCAAGUCAAUGAGAGUGAGCAAGAGAAAAAACAGUUGGAUUACUUAAAGAGCAAGAAAGAAGAAUCGGAGUUUCAACAAGAGGUAAAAGAACACUCCAAAAGUAAUAAUAAAUCAAUGAAGGGUUUAGCUUUGAAUAACAAGGAAAAUAAGCAAAACCCUCAAAUUGUAGCGAAAAAGAUGGAAGAUUUGGCAGAGAAAUUUAGGGAUGGUUUCGAAAACAAGUUUCGGUUACUUAGUAGGAGAAUCUUGAUAACAGAACAAUUGAACACUGAGAACAAAGAAAGCUACAUGAAGAUGAAAGAGAAGUAUGAGAAAGAAAAUAAAGCAUUGGAAGAAAAGAUUGCAGCUUAUGAAAAUGGGCAAAGAAAUAGUAAUAUUAAUAUCAAAGAGAAAGAGAUUAUAACAACAUUAGUAGAGUGUGCAAUGAGUAAUUUGGAGUCAAUUGUUAGGAAUUUUGAGGAUAAAAAUGAGAACUUUUUGGUCCAUAUUUCAAAAGUGUCAAGUGAGGUUAAAUUUGCAAGUGGUGAAAUGAGAAGGCUAAAGCAUAAUGUGGAUUCAUUGGUGAAAAAGUUAGAUGGUAAAGAAGAAGAGGAGGUUUUGCUGAGAGACAAGGUGUGGAAUUUAGAAGCUAAAGUGAGCAAAGAAGGAGGUGAAAAGUUGAACUUGAUGCAAGAAAUUGACCAACUUGAGAAAAAAGUUGGGAAAUAUGAGAAGAAAAUUAGAGAGAAAGAAGAGAGGCUUUUGUGUCUUGGUGAUGAGAAGAGAGAAGCUAUAAGACAGCUUUGUAUGUUGGUUGAAUAUCAUCAAACUCGUUUCGACCAUCUCAAACAACUCCUCUCAAUAUCGAGUUUAAAUUGUAUGAAGACUACUGCUAGUGAUGGACUCAGAAAAUCUUUCAAAGUAGCUCAUUGUGCAUAAAAAGAAAUUAGAGUGUUUUAUAACUAUUUUUCUAAAAAAAAUUACAUUAACAACUACUAUUUAUUAGAGCUAGUUACCAUUCAUAACCAAGUUUUGUGGUUAAUGUAUUUAGUUACUAAAAAAAAUGUUAAAUAUUUUUAUUGCCGGAUGUUAUUUGAAUUGAUUAUAUAACUUGUUGUAAUUUCACAGUUUUGAGUUGAUUGGCUGCCAAUCAAAAAAGAAUAUAAUACAUUUUUAUACAAUAAUCAGAUUUUCAUCGAGACAUAAUCACAAUUAGUUCUAUUGCUUAGAGUGUUAUUAUUGCUUUAUC